CUUCAUAAUCACAGCACACAAUUUGAGAAUCUCUAAUUUUUACAAUCUUCAAAGCACCAAUAUGAAGGUAUUUUAUGUUUAUUAAGUUGACUGGAUUGUCCUUACGCUUGAUUGAAAGAGACCAGUUCGCUUCGAUUACAAGUUUUUGUGGCUCGUUUGUCCGCUUUAUUAUUCACUGAUUGAUUGCCUAGACGAAGACUAGAUUCAGUUCAGAUCUCUCAAGACAAUAAGAAUGAAGAAAAUAGUGUUCAAAUUGGAUCCACGGGAUGACAAAAUCAAAGAAAAAGCCCUAAAGACAGUCUCUGGCCUUCCAGGGGUUGAAUCAAUCGCAAUGGACAUGAAUGACAGGACAUUGACAGUAAUUGGAGACAUUGAUCCAUUAAGUACAGUGCAAAAAUUGAGAAAGCUAUGUUUCACGGAGAUAGUAUUAGUUGGACCAGCAAAAGAACCAAAGGAGAAGAAGGAAGAGACCAAGAAAUUUGGUGAGCUUAUUGCUGGUGAAGAUGAAAGAAUUACUGUGACUUAUGAGAAAACAGUGUCGAAAUUGGAACUACACGAUGACAAAAUCGAGAACAAAGCCAGAGAGACAGUGUUGAAAGUGGAACUACACGAUGACAAAAUCGAGAAAAAAGCCAUGAUGACAGUCUUUGGCGUUUCAGGGUUUGUAUCAGUCAAAAUGGACAUCGACAAGAAAUUGACAAUAAUUGGAGACAUUGAUCUAGAAAGUACAGUGAGAAAACUAAGAAAGCUAUGUGAGGCAGAGAUACUAUCGUUUGGACCAGCAAAAGAACCAGAGAAGAAGAAGGAAGAGCCCAAGAAAGAAGAGCCAAAGAAGGCAGAUGAUAAUAAGAAAAAAGAUGAGCCGAAAAAAGACGAGGUAGCCGAGCUCAUCAAUCCUUUUCUUUGUUCGACAGGGCUUCAUGAAAAGGGUCUGGGGCUUAUAGCAUCAGAAUCUGUGGGGAUGACUUCAACCUCUGGAAGUAAAGAUGAGUCAACUUCUGCUAUUUCAGGUCACUUUGAGGUUCAAAGUCAGAGAGUACAGGAUGCUGAUACAACAUCUGUGGCACUGAAAGCUGUGCUGAUGGCUUCAACUUCUGGAAGUAAAGAUGAGUCAACUUCUGCUAUGUCGGGUCACUUUGAGGUUCAGAGUGAGAGAGCACAGGGUGUAGAUACAACAUCUCUGGCACCAGAAGAUGGGAUGAUGACUUCAACUUCUGGAAGUAAAGAUGAGCCUACUGUUGCCGUGUCAGGUCACUUUGAGGUUCACGGUGAGAGAGUAAAAGCUUCAGAUACAUCUCUGUCAUCUGGUUAUUCUCCUGCAUCAAGCUCAGAGAUCGUGGAAGAAGAUGUGGUGCCAUUUUCCUCCACAAAUAAGUACGCCACCAGCCCAUGAAUCUGAAAUUCAGAUUGUAUCUAUGGAAGCAAGAG
This is a messenger RNA of Pistacia vera, 1428 nucleotides long. RefSeq names its product heavy metal-associated isoprenylated plant protein 6-like. The record is from RefSeq and is a predicted model, not a curated record. The coding region runs from base 233 to 1393 and encodes 386 amino acids. Gene Ontology annotation, molecular function: metal ion binding. The transcript is spliced from 5 exons. Lineage: Eukaryota; Viridiplantae; Streptophyta; Magnoliopsida; Sapindales; Anacardiaceae.